UUCCUUCCAUUUCACAGAUUCGUCUCUCUCUCUUUGCGUGUGUGCAUAUGUGAAUAUUUGCAUGUAUUUACAUGUGCAUGCACCCACCAUCUCUUUCAAGCUACGAUUAUCGCUCCGAUCGUCAGAUGCGAUUACCUUUUCGACUCAAAAAUCGAAUUUCGUCAGCGAUAGAAGAAAAGACAGUAACAGUUUUUCUAAAAAAUCUUAGGAGUUGGCUUCCUCCGUUGGGGAGAUCCUCAGUUAGUAGCUAUAACACAAAGCCAGAGCAAUCAGCAUCCUCAAAUUUGCGUCCAAUAGGGCCGGAAUGUUCAUUCAAGAAGGAACAUAAGAUGUCAUCUCAUUCUAGUCAAUUUAGUUUCGAGAUAAGUCGGAUGCCUGAAAAUCCCCCGAAUAAUUUGGCCCAUCGACGAACUCAUUCUGAUGUUCUUGCCCUUCUGAAUGAUGUUAGCUUUGAUGGUGAUCUAGGCAUUGUAGGUGGAUCGGAUGGACUUUCUGUUUUUGAUGACACUGAAGAGGAUCUGCUGCCAGAGUAUUUUGUUUUGGAUAAGUCCAAUUUGAUAUCUGAGACAAUGGAAGAACUGUCUACUUCUGCAGCAGAUGCAGGUUCUUCAUGCAUACAUCAACGUAAGCUUCAGCACAGCCAAUCCAUGGUUUUAAAAAUUUGUAUCAAAACAGAGAUGGCAAAGCCAGGUUCAGAAAAUCCAUCUUCAGCUGAGUCUGAUAAAUCCAUUUCUGCUGCCAAUCUCGCUGAGCUUGCUCUUACUGACCCAAAGCGCGCAAAAAGAAUUUGGGCGAAUAGGCAGUCAGCUGCAAGGUCAAAGGAAAGGAAGAUGAGGUAUAUUGCUGAGCUUCAAAGCAAAGUCCAGUCCUUGCAAACAGAUAAAGCAUCCUCGUCCAUGCAGUUUGCCUUAAUGCAGGAGGAUACCAAUUGUCUUGCAUCUGAAAAUAUUGAACUCAAACUACAGUUACAAUCAUUUGAACAGCAAGUACACUUGCAAGAUGCUGUAAACGAUGCAUUGAAGGAAGAAAUCCAGCAUCUAAAGGUGCUGACUGGUCAGGCAAUGCUGAAUGGUCCUGCUCCUCCACCCUAUGGAACUAACCAAAACUAUAACACCAACAGCCAUGCUCAACCGUUACAAUAUCAGUUCCGACAGCACCAGCUGGACCAGUUUCAGCCGCGUCAACUGCUGCUCCAUUAGUUGCAAUGCUUGCUCUCGGUGCGUUAGAAACGGAAAGAGGCAUGUUUGUAUAUUCAUUUCUCGGCUUUGUAGGCAUAUUUUGCUAUGUUUAGCUGUAGAAUUUGUUGCAUCUGUUGAGCUCUUAGAUUCUGUAUCAACGCCCCUUGCCGCCCUUAUCUAAGUACGUAGCUUUGAGUACCCAAUUUUUUUUCAUUGUUUUAGCAAAUAUUGAAUAUAAGCAACACAAAGAUUAUGUUGUA
Molecule: messenger RNA, 1438 nt
Organism: Salvia miltiorrhiza (redroot sage)
Lineage: Eukaryota; Viridiplantae; Streptophyta; Magnoliopsida; Lamiales; Lamiaceae
Product: transcription factor RF2a-like
Exons: 5
Coding region: 72-1199 (375 amino acids)
Biological process (GO): regulation of DNA-templated transcription
Cellular component (GO): nucleus
Molecular function (GO): DNA-binding transcription factor activity
Source: RefSeq, a predicted model, not a curated record